Molecule: messenger RNA, 969 nt
Organism: Mizuhopecten yessoensis (Yesso scallop)
Lineage: Eukaryota; Metazoa; Mollusca; Bivalvia; Pectinida; Pectinidae
Product: splicing regulatory glutamine/lysine-rich protein 1-like
Exons: 2
Coding region: 1-969 (322 amino acids)
Source: RefSeq, a predicted model, not a curated record
AUGCCACGCCUGAUCCUAUCCAGGAGCAAGUUUUACGACCUGACCACAGAAUCGAUGAGGGAGCGAAAAUACGAAGGCGAGGGAACCAGAAUACGGCGACGAGGGAACCAGAAUACGGCGACGAGGGAACGAGAAUACGACGGCGAGGGAACGAAAAUACGAAGGCGAGGGAACCAGAAUACGGCGACGAGGGAACCAGAAUACGGCGACGAGGGAACGAGAAUACGACGGCGAGGGAACGAAAAUACGAAGGCGAGGGAACCAGAAUACGGCGACGAGGGAACCAGAAUACGGCGACGAGGGAACGAGAAUACGACGGCGAGGGAACGAAAAUACGAAGGCGAGGGAACCAGAAUACGGCGACGAGGGAACCAGAAUACGGCGACGAGGGAACGAGAAUACGACGGCGAGGGAACGAAAAUACGACGGCGAGGGAGCGAGAAUACGACGGUGAGGGAGCGAAAAUACGACGGCGAGGGAACGAGAACACGACGGCGAGGGAACGAGAAUACGACGGCGAGGGAGCGAGAAUACGACGGCGAGGGGGCGAGAAUACGACGGCGAAGGAACGAGAAUACGACGGUGAGGGAGCGAAAAUACGACGGCAAGGGAACGAGAACACGACGGCGAGGGAACGAGAAUACGACGGCGAGGGAGCUAGAAUACGACUGCGAGGGAGCGAGAAUACGACGGCGAGGGAACGAGAACACGACGGCGAGGGAACGAGAAUACGACGGCGAGGGAGCGAGAAUACGACGGCGAGGGGGCGAGAAUACGACGGCGAAGGAACGAGAAUACGACGGUGAGGGAGCGAAAAUACGACGGCAAGGGAACGAGAACACGACGGCGAGGGAACGAGAAUACGACGGCGAGGGAGCUAGAAUACGACUGCGAGGGAGCGAUCAUAUGUACCAAGUGUAUAGAGAACACGACGGCGAGGGAACGAGAAUACGACGGCGAGGGAGCUAG